AUGAUGAAUACUAUCUUUGUAAUUGAUACCAAUACGAAUAAAAAACGAAGACAAGCUGGUCGACGACGAUCAAUUGUACGAGAAUUUGCUUUGAAUACAUCCAUUCAUGGUAUUCCAGGUAUUGCUCGUAGUCAAAGUAUACAUAAUACAAUUUUUUGGUGGAUUUCUUUUACUAUUUUCACUGGAAUUACAUUUUAUUUUGUUACUCAAGAAAUUCGUAGUUAUUUCGAAUAUUCGACUCAAACAUCAGUAAAUAUUGUUAGUGAAUGGCCACAACAUUUUCCAGCAUUUACCAUUUGUAAUCUUGCUCCCGUUCGUUAUGAUCGUUUCAUUAAACCAUUUUUAAACUAUACAACUAUGCUUAAUAUUACUAAUACAAAUGAUACGACUUCAAUUUCGUUACUUCAAGCUAAAUAUAUGAGUGAUUUUUUUCAAAUGAAAAUAAAUCGAAAUGAAUCUGUGAAAGAAUUCUUUUUUCCACUCAGUACAAUGCUUAUGAAAUGUGUAUUUAAUGGAUAUUCUUGUUCAGCAGUAAACUUUACUUCGUUUUCAUCAUCUUCAUACGGUCGUUGUUAUACAUUUAAUGCUAAAUUGAAAAAUAUUAAUCAUGUACACGAUAGUAAUGAAUAUGGUGGACCUGGUCGUCUGAAUCUACGUUUUUAUGUUCAUAGCCAUCAGUAUGUACCAUAUAUAAGAGAAGGUGUCGGUAUGAUAGCGAUGGUGCAUGAUAAUGCACAAUUACCUUUGAUUGAUUCUGCUGGUAUGGCAUUAGCAACUGGAUUUAAACAUAGAAUUACAUAUACCAAAAAGAUUGUCUCAUAUUUACGUUCUCCUUAUUCGACAUGUGAUGAAAAAAUACCUCCUAUGAUGCAAGCUAUGUUUGAUAAUUAUCAAGGCGCUGAAUAUGGAUACUCAGAAGAUAUUUGUUAUGAAUUAUGUACACAAGUAUUUACAUAUCAACAAUGUGGCUGUAUCAAUCCGAUACAAUGGAAUACUCGUUUGAUUUUUCUACCAGAGACUGAAGAAAUAAUUAUGGCUCCUUUAUGUAAUACAUCUGAUAAAUGUUACGUGGAAGCAGCUCAUGUCUUUUUGACGUCGUCAUCCUUGCUUGAGAAACAUUGUUCAUAUUGUCCACAGCAAUGUUCUGUUACAGACUUCAAUAUCAAAUCUUCACUAUGGAAAUCACCACCAACAUGGUUAAUCGAUGAUAUAAAAACAUUUGUUGAAAAUUCUGAAAUUCCAUUACCUAUUGAUUGGUCAACAAAUUGGCGUUCUCAUAUUGAUUCAAGUUAUCUUUCAGUCGAAUUAGUACAUGAAUCGAGUGUAGUUGAGAAUUAUACUCAAACAGCAACAAUGAGUGCAGUCGAUGUUCUAUCCAAUGUUGGUGGUCAAACAGGUCUUUGGAUCGGUGUUAGUUUUUUGUCUAUAAUGGAACUAGCAGAAAUGGUCUAUCGACUUGUACGAUACCAAUACCAUGCUAUUCGAAGAACUCAUAAUAGAACUGAAGAUGAUAAUAAAGUUUAA
Rotaria sordida is the source of this 1524-nucleotide messenger RNA. The record is from the annotation of a GenBank genome assembly. NCBI's taxonomy places the organism in Eukaryota, Metazoa, Rotifera, Eurotatoria, Philodinida, Philodinidae.